Sardina pilchardus (European sardine) is the source of this 2762-nucleotide messenger RNA. RefSeq names its product allograft inflammatory factor 1-like (gene aif1l). The transcript has 6 exons. Gene Ontology annotation, biological process: actin filament bundle assembly; ruffle assembly. The record is from RefSeq and is a predicted model, not a curated record. Bases 123 to 581 code for a protein of 152 amino acids. Gene Ontology annotation, molecular function: actin filament binding; calcium ion binding. Lineage: Eukaryota; Metazoa; Chordata; Actinopteri; Clupeiformes; Clupeidae. Gene Ontology annotation, cellular component: ruffle membrane; actin filament.
UGACCUACACUAGCGUGAGUUCCACGGUUUAGAUCCACAGUGAGGACGACCGCGUUCGCAGCCACGCAGACUCUGCGUUUUGUCCCAGUUCUCAGCACCGACAAACCUCUCUUUCUACCACGAUGCCUUCGAAUCAGAAUAUGCAAGGAGGUAAAACCUUUGGAUUACUGAAAGCCCAACAGAGGGAGAGGUUGGAAGAAAUAAACAAGGAGUUUAUGGAGGAUCAAAAGUACAGAGAUGAAGAGGAUCUUCCAGAGAAACUGGACUCCUUUAAAAAUAAAUAUGCAGAGUUUGACCUUAACGACCAAGGAGAGAUUGACAUGAUGGGUAUGAAACGCAUGAUGGAGAAGCUGGGCGUUCCCAAGACGCACCUGGAGAUGAAGAAGAUGAUCUCGGAGGUGACGGGAGGCGUCAGUGACACCAUCAACUACCGCGACUUCGUCAAGAUGAUGCUGGGCAAGAGAUCGGCCGUGCUUAAACUGGUGAUGAUAUUCGAGGACAAGGCCAACGGUGCCGGUGCUAAACCCAGCGGUCCCUCCAACGGUCCUCCACCCAAACGAGACAUCUCCAGCCUACCGUAGACCAGAGGGAGAGUGGCUUCCUGGUCUGGACCCGCCCUAACCCUCGCCCCCAAUCAACAACAUGUACAUAGCCUUACCCAGCAUCCUUUGCUCCAGUGGAAGCUCAGUGGCUCGGAAGAGAGAGUGAAGAUGACAAAAAUCACAAACGAAAACAAACAGAAAGAAAAAAAAAGUCUAUCUAUAUAUUUGCUGUGAAGACAUAAUGCCGCAACGUAGCUUUUUUAUGAAGAAGAACUCAGUGUAUAUAUUUAUAUAAAUCGGUGACGGCAAUUCUGGUGUUUCUAAUUAGCGUUUGCACCCCUUAAUGAAGUAACUGAAUCGUUUUUUAAGAUGAUGGUCCAGUAAUGUAUCUGUUAAUGGCGUGGCUGCUACAUCCCACAGUAAUGCUCUUAGUUAUAUAACACACAAUGUUUUUAACUGUAGUUUAGACGUCUGGGCUGAAUAACUUCUACCCAAUUCUUAAGAGAAACGUAACGAUUGUGGGUUUUACUAUUGUAAGUUACGGGAGUGCGUGUUCUUAAAAUUCUUAUGCUUUCUAUUAUCGUUGUUAUUCACGUGCGGUUGGUUGAGCUUGACACGCAGCAGGCGUAGCGUCGUCUUCUGAAGUACAGUAUAACCUCUGAAGAGCACAGUAACCCUAGGAGCUAAGGUUUCAUCUAAUCAUGUGAGCUCUGUGUUGUGUGACGUCAUGAAGGUUGAAGAGGGGCAGGUGUUAACUACAAUUCUAAUUCCGUUUUGUCACAAAGGCGGUCACCAUGGUUGUUAGCGCAGAGUGGUUAAUAUCUCCGUUUCUUUAUUCCAAACAGUGUGGAUUGUUUCGUAAUCUGUCAAGUAGGCUAGUCUUUGAAGAGAACUGUGAUGGAAGUCUUUUACAUUUACCUAUUGUCUUGUGUACCCAUAAUAGUACUGUGAGGGUUUUGUUUUUUUGUUUUUUUUAAUGGUGGGGGUUGUCAUGGUUAUGUGAAAUGUGACUGUGACGCUAGGGAUACUCAACGUGUUUUUCGCUAAGGCAGAAAUGCAUUGUGGGUAUGUGAUGUGAGCUAGACAAUCGUCUUGUGUCCUCCUGAGAUGUGAAUCCCGAGAGGGUCGCUCUUGAGACCCGCUGGGACUCUCUCGCUCUCCAGAGAGAGAGGGAGAGGGAGAGGGAGAGGAAAGGCCAAAACCGAGCUGCUUAUUCUGCUGGCCUGCUCUGGUGCAGGAGCGAGGGAGGAAGUGGAGAAACGUGUGUGUGUGAGUUUGAGGCUCGCCUACGGCAACAUUCCACACCGCUUAGUUUGGCUCCGGCAGCUCUCCACUCCUCUCUCUCCUCCCUCGCUCAAUCGCCCUCUCCUCUCCCAAUAUUCUUUCCUGUCUUCCUCAGCAUGUGACAUACCCCUGAGUUUGACCCGAGUUAGGGUGGUUGUGUGUGUGUGUGUGUGUGUCCAUGUGAUCACAGCACAGGUAGUCGAGUUGAAUACUGAAGCACAAAUGUACAGUAAGCCUUUUCUCUGUUUGCAUGUUGGUUAAUGGGACCCCUACAGUAAGCGUGCUAAUUCCUCACCGUUUCAGGGCCGCCAGAUUACCCGAGCAGGUGAUUUCUGCUAAGUGUUGUGACCGAGAUUAACGUUAGCUGUCGAUUUAUGUUUGCCAUUUUUUUUUUUCCCCCGGAGCGAUCCAAGCUUCCUUGCUAGAAGAAACUGGGGCCAGCUCUUCUCUGUGUUCCAAGUCCAAGAGCCCCCUCAAGUUAACAAGAGGAUGAGAUUGAGUUCCGAAUAUAGAAACAUUAGCCUAGAUAGCAUCAGGAUCAUAUUUGGCUGUGGACGUGCAGAGUUUUUAUGUUUUUUUAUAUAUAUUUUUUCCCAUUUAUCCUUCCAUUCCUGAAACCUGAAGGAUACUCUCUGAGUACGAGUCGGUUCUCAUUCAGCUCAAGUUUCUCAAAUCUCCGUGACUUGUCUCUUAGGUCCCUCUGAGAGUCGAAAUCAGGUGUUUGGGGCGGAGGCUCCUGUCAUUCCUGUCACUCCUUCAGGUCCAGCCCGCUGAACGCGACCUUUGCCCCUUUAAGACUCCAGCGGGUGCUGCUGCUGCUGUUAGCGCUGCUAGCGCUGCUUAGCCAGGCUAGCCUGGGCCUCUGCGUCUGAAAUCAGCCUGAACUCACUCUCCUUCCAAGUGCCUAUCAGUGAGGGUAGGAAUGGGGGAGGCGUU